Prunus armeniaca (apricot) is the source of this 660-nucleotide messenger RNA. Lineage: Eukaryota; Viridiplantae; Streptophyta; Magnoliopsida; Rosales; Rosaceae. The record is from the annotation of a GenBank genome assembly.
AUGUUAAGAGGGGAGAAAAGUGCAAUACCUCUCUUGUAUCUCGCAAGAGUAGGAGAUCCAACCUUUCAUGAGGACGCUGGUUUGAUAAAAAAGCAAGCUGCAUCCAAUCAUACAUUAAUACCGGCAAACUAUCCAUUGGCUACGGCAGCCCCUCUACUUUGUGCUGGAAUUACUGUUUAUGCUUCGAUGGUACGCCGUAAGAUGAACCAACCUGGUAAAUCUCUUGGGGUGAUUGGGCUUGGUGGCCUAGGUCACAUGGCAGUGAAGUUUGGCAAGGCAUUUGGUUUGGAUGUAACAAUUUUCAGCACUAGCAUAUCCAAGAAAGAGGAAGCUUUAAGUCAGCUGGGUGCAGAUAACUUUGUGGUCUCAUCUGACAGAAAUCAGAUGAAGGCCCUGGUGAAUUCUGGUCUUAUGGUGGGAUUCCCCAAUGAAGUCAAAAUCAGUCCUGCCAACCUUCAUAUCGGUAUGAAAACCUUUUCUGGUAGUGUAACAGGUGGAACAAAGGAUAUCCAAGAAAUGAUGGAUUUCUGUGCUUCAAAUGGAAUUCAUCCAAUGAUUGAAAUAAUUCCAAUUCAAUCUGCAAAUGAAGCUAUUGAGAGGCUACUAAAAAGUGUUGUGAUAUACGGGUUUGUGAUUGAUAUUGAAAACUCCCUGAAAUGA